Messenger RNA from Argiope bruennichi, 4311 nucleotides. RefSeq lists its product as uncharacterized. The record is from RefSeq and is a predicted model, not a curated record. Gene Ontology annotation, cellular component: nucleosome; membrane; cytosol. The transcript has 20 exons. The coding region runs from base 174 to 4187 and encodes 1337 amino acids. Gene Ontology annotation, biological process: nucleosome assembly. Gene Ontology annotation, molecular function: RNA binding; SH3 domain binding; DNA binding. NCBI's taxonomy places the organism in Eukaryota, Metazoa, Arthropoda, Arachnida, Araneae, Araneidae.
ACACCGAAAUGGUUGUCUCACGUUGUUUUAAUAGUAAACAAUACAUAAAAGAAUUAUUUUUUUAAAAGUAAAAAUCAGUUUUAUCAUUGAAAAUAAGCUAUGAAAAACUUAUUUUCAAUUGAUGCAGUUUUUUCUCUUUUUAUAUAUUAAAUAAAAGAAUCUGAAAUAUAAUAAUGUCUUCUGAUCAGAAAUUAUCCAAAUCACAGUCUAAUGAAGAGGUUUCAGAUCUGGUUAUUGAUGCAAUUAAAAGUUUAAAGAAGACUGGAGGUUCUUCAUCAGAAGCUAUUCUUCAAUACAUAAGAAGUCACAAAUCCAGUAAUAUUGAUGCCAUUGAAAUUGAAAGAUGUUUGAACAUAGCCCUCGCUAAAAAGAUAGUUAGAAGUCGAACUAAUAAAAAGUCUGGAAUAAAAUUCUACAAAAUUUCUGCUAAGGUCCCAUUAUCUACUGAGAAAAUGGAGAUGGAGACAAAAGUUCAAGAGAAUAAUAAAAGUGGCAAGAAACUUAGGAAACGAAAAUUAAGAGCAAAGAAAAAUGUCAAUAGUGCAAAGAAAUUUGAAGAGAAUGCAGAAGGCUCUAAGACUGCAGAGAAUAAAGAACCAGCUUCACAAAAAAAUUACUUGAUUUGCGAUAUUUGUAAAGUUACUUUGAGCUCUAAAAAAAACCUUAAAGUACAUGAAAAAGGGAGAAAACAUCAGAAUGCAUUGAAUAAGAAAAAGGGAAAAGAACAGAAGAAAAAUAUGAAUUCUUCAACAGAAAAAAGGGACAUAAAUGAUGAUCAUUCUUCAAGUGUUCCUACUGAUUUCCAGUGUUCCAAUCCUUCUGAAACCAAUUUCAAUGUAUCUAAUGGAAAAAAAAGUCAUUCUCAUGACUAUAAAGACAGUUAUUCAAACUCAUCCAACAAUUAUUAUUCUCCGAAUCAUAAAACGCCUUAUCCUCCUAAUUAUAGAGAACCUUAUUCCACUAAACGCAGAGAAUCUUAUAAUAACAGGCGAAAUUGUGACUAUAGAAAUUAUCAUUGGAAUAGAUGGCCACCAAAUCAACCUUUUAGAAAUGGUCCGGAUAAGAGGUUUCAAUCAUACAAUCAUUAUAAUAGAUACGAUCAAAAUUAUCAUUGUAACCAGUCUCCUCAUAUGGAAAAAGAACAUUCACCUAUACACAGCAAUAAUUGGGCAGGCAUACCUAAUCCAGAAAGUAAUGAAUUUUUUUCUGAAAAUAUUCAGUCUGAAAAUAUCCAACCUGUUGAAGGUGAAACACAUUCCACUAAUAACAAUUUUGAUGAAAUAAUAAAUACUUCCACUGAUGAUCAUAAAUCUCCAGUUAAGAAAUCAGAUAAGAAAGCUAAAAGAAGUCCUAGAAUUCCAAUUAAAGUCAUUACUAAAACUUCUGUAGUCAUUGAAGAUAUUCAGAAUCAGCUUGAAAGUGAAAAACACCAAGAAAAGGGUGUUGUGUUAUCUGAAAAUAUUGCAGGGAAAAGGCUUGCUCAUUGGAUUAAUCCAUCCAAUCAGAAAGAUCAAGCAGAAAUUAGACGAUUAGUAACUGAAUUUUCUAAGUCUAAAAAAAAAGAGAAUCUUAUUAAGCUGAAACUGCAUACAGAUAAAGUGCCUGUCAAUAGUGAUAGUAAUCAGAGUGUUACUGAAGAACCAAAUAAUGUGAGCAGUUUACCAAUAACACCUGAAUUACCUGAAAGUAUGAAUUCAUCUCAACUUUCCUUUGAAACUGUCACUGAUGUUUCAUCUAACUCAUUGACAUUUAUUUCUACAGAAAAUAAAAAAAGGCGGCAUUCAAGCUCUUUGACGGAUAUUGCUUCAAAUACGACCUUGCCAAAUAUACCUUUACCUGCAGCUAGAACUCGUUCUGAAUCUCUUACUUUAAAUGAAAAUACUAAAAUAUUACAAGGCAUUGGUGCUAAAAGAAAAGCCAACAAGCCAUGUGAAUCUCCUUUUAGCAGGAAAAGAAAGGAUUCUGUAGAUCAAGGUAGUAAUUCAAAAAAACAUAGGUGCUCAUCUGCAGAAUGUCUUGAAAAAUGUAUAGAAAGUGCUAUUGCAAAUACAGAUACUUUAAUAAAUUCUGAAAGGCUGGAAUCUAUUGAAAGUACUCCAUUAACUAUGAAUGAAGCUUCCAAAGAAUGUUCUUCACAAAAAGAGGCAGUGUAUAUUAAGAAAGAAAUUGUUGAUGAAAUGGAUACUACUCAAAUGACAUCUUUAAGUUUAAAUGAACUUAUACAAAAACAAACAGAUGUAAUUGCUAACUGUCAAGAUGACGCCAGUAUGACACCUGUGGAAUCGCUCAUCAACUUAUUUGCCACUGGAAAUAUCACCAUAAAAAAGGAAUUUGAUGAUCCUCUCAUUGAUGCUAUUAGAUCCAUAGAUCCUGUUCUUCUAAAUAAAGUAUGUGAAGAUCAACUAAUAUCAGAUAAAAAUGGUCCUAAUCAAGAGAUUAUAGAAAAAGUUAUUGAGCCAGCAGUUGCCCCCUCUCCAACAAUUCCUGAUAAUUCUCUAACAUUAUCUUUAAAAAAUAUAUUAAAUGAACUCCAGAUUAUAUCAGAUGAAGAAGAAAAUGUGAAAAGCAACCUACUAAACGCUGAUCAACAAAUACAGUAUUAUCAGUCACUUUUAGAUGAAUGGAAGACAAAGAAAAUAAAGUUUCAAAGUGAAGAAGAAAUUCUGAGGAACAAACGGAACACUCUUGUUAGAACUAUGAAUGAUUUAGUAAUGCAGCAAAGUGCAGAAUGCAGAUCCACAGUUGAAUCUCCAAGACCAGAAGAGAGGCCAUCUUCUAAUUCCCCACAAAAUAGAAAUGUGAUAAACAAUACUCUUGGCUCUAUCAAUAAUGAAAUUGAUGCUAUAAAAAUUAAUGAUACAGAAAAAGAUUCUUUUACUUCAAUUCAACAAGAAACAACCACAGAAAAUUCUAUGAAAAUUGAUCAUGAUGUUAUUCCCUUGGAAAGUGAUGAAGUAGUUAUUCUUCCAUUACCUGAAAAUAGAAUUCCUGUGAUUGACAUUGAUCUUAUUGCCUCACCUGAAAAAAAUAAUGAUACUGAUGACUUUAGUAUAACAGAUCCAAGUACUGACUGUAUUUCAGCAAAUUGUCUCAAAAUCAGAGAUCUGGUAGCUCAUAAUGCUCAUAUUAAUUCCAUACAGGUUUUCGGUGAUUAUUUAUACACUUGUGCCAGUGAUAAAACUGCAAAAAGAUUUCAUUUAAAAGAUCCAACUCAGGUUAUUACUUACAAACAUGAUGAAAAGAAUAUCUAUCAUCUUUUCAUAGAAAAAAUGCAAGGAAAGACAUAUGUUUUUACAUGUGGUUUAAACUCUAAUUUUAUUACAGUAUUUGAUGCUGAGAGUGCUCUAAAAGUGAAAGUUCACCAAUUUCGACCUACUAUUGCAAGUAUGUGCAAAGGCAGAUAUAAAAUAUAUGUUGGUUUCAGAAAUGGAGUUAUUGCCACUUGCAAUUGGAAGGAUUAUAAGGAGCUGGUGAACAUUGAAGAACCUAUAAGAAGUAUAGCCACAACUCAUCAAGGUGGUGUUAAUAUUUUAGUUGCACUGUCUACUAAAGGACAUGUUUCUAUUCGUGACGGCGACAGAAAUGGGCUGCUUAUUAAAUAUAUCAAAGCCCUUACUCAUGUUCCGUUGUUUAUGUCUAUCUAUAAUGAUUGGGUAUAUCUCAGUAGUGCUGGAUACUUGUCAGUUCUAGAUUUAUCAUCUGGUACGUUUGUGAAAAAAUAUGAGCUUCCAGCUGCAUAUACAAGUUUAACUGUGUACAAAGACCACAUUUUCACUACAUCUUUUUCUGGCUUUGUAAGAUGUUACUCAAAGAAUGAUAUUCAAGAUGUAAAAGCCUAUUAUGGUGCUGGAAAAAUGGCUUUGACUUGUAUAUAUGCACAUGAUGGUUGGAUAUUUACAGGAAACAGGACUGGUGAGGUAUCUGUUUUUAAAUUUGAUCCAGAGACUUCUUUACCUUGUCAGUUUGGGACAUGCCAGAUGGUGUUUGCUCGAAUAGAUGAUCUGAUGUACCAUGUACUUCAAGGGAAAGAUCAUAAUUUAAUAUCAAUGAAGACAUGCCUUUGGCAGAAGUGCAAGGCUACUAUAAAGAAAAGCUGGGAUCAAGAAGCAAUUCAUGGCCACAUUCGUGCACAUAUUACAGCUUCAUAUCCAUACCUCCAUGAACCAAAGUACAAUCUAACUGUUUAACUGAAUCAUUUAUAUUUGAUUUUAUAUGAAUUGAAAAAGUGUGCUUGUAAUACUUUUUUUUUUUUUCGAAACAUUAUUUGUACAGUUAAAUUGUAAUUUUUGAUUAAAGAUGUUUAUAUAAUUU